CGCUGCGGAGUUCAGAGGGCCCUGCGGUGCGAGACGUCCCGCGCGGCGGCUGAGAUGUCGUCCUCUGCGGCUUUUUACCUGCUCUCCACCGUGGGGGGGUACUUGGUGACCUCCUUCUUGUUGCUCAAAUACCCGACUUUGCUGCAUCAGAGAAAGAAGCAGCGAUUCCUCAGUAAACACAUCUCUCACCGCGGAGGUGCUGGAGAAAAUUUGGAGAAUACAAUGGCGGCGUUUCAGCAUGCAGUUACACUCGGAACUGAUAUGCUAGAAUUGGACUGCCAUAUCACAAAAGAUGAGCAAGUUGUUGUGUCUCAUGAUGAGAAUCUAAAGAGAUCAACUGGGGUCAAUGUCAACAUCUCGGAUCUCAAGUACUGUGAACUCCCACCUUACCUUGGCAAACUGGAUGUCACAUUUCAAAGAGCAUGCCAGUGUGAAGGAAAAGAUAACCGAAUUCCAUUACUAAAGGAAGUUUUUGAGGCCUUUCCUAACACUCCCAUUAACAUCGAUAUCAAAGUCAACAACAAUGUGCUGAUUAAGAAGGUUUCAGAGUUGGUGAAGCAGUACAGACGAGAACACAUAACAGUGUGGGGUAAUGCCAGUUAUGAAAUUGUAGGAAAGUGCUACAAAGAGAAUUCAGAUAUUCCCAUACUCUUCAGUCUGCAGCGUGUUCUGCUCAUUCUCGGCCUGUUCUUCACUGGCCUCUUGCCCUUUGUGCCCAUUCGAGAACAGUUUUUUGAAAUCCCAAUGCCUUCUAUCAUAUUGAAGUUAAAAGAACCACACACAGUGUCCAGAAGUCAGAAGUUUCUCAUCUGGCUUUCUGACAUUUUACUAAUGAGAAAAGCUUUGUUUGACCACCUCACUGCCCGAGGCAUUCAGGUGUACAUUUGGGUAUUAAAUGAAGAACAAGAAUACAAGAGAGCCUUUGAUUUGGGAGCAACUGGGGUGAUGACAGACUACCCGACAAAGCUUAAGAACUUUUUACAUAAUUUCUCCGCGUAGAGAAGGAAGUGCUCAGAAGCAUUCAAAGAAAACAUGAAAAGACCUAAGAAAAUAAAAUGUCAUCAUCAUUUUCCUAAGCCAUUUCCAGAAUGGUAAAAGGUUUAAUCAGUUAAGUUUUUAUUACCUCAUUUUUAAGCUGUCCGAGAAUGUAGAAACUAUAUAUUGUAUAUAUUUAUUUUAAACAGCAUUGCAUACUUUGCAUUUGUAAAUAGUUUGUUUAGAAAGAUUAUUGAUCAAGAUUUCUGUAUCUGAUUCUAUUAUUGUAAGUAAUUCUGAAAUCAAAGACUAUUGGAUAAUUUGGUAAUUUCACUGGAAUAAGCUAGUUAGUAAAACUAGCUAUUUUGAGUUGUCUCAUUAUUUCUAGGCACAUCUUAGUUUAUGGGGGGAAAUGCAGUGGAAGGAGAGCUUGGAAAUCGUUGACGUGGUUGUCUGACAAGUUGAACAUGUUAACAGGAGGCAGACUCAAAGAAUAAACUGGAAGUUUAUUACCUGAUCAGGAAUAAAAUUCGUAGCCUGAGUAAGAUUUCUUAGUUGCUGUUGUCAGCGGGGGCAUUCUACUUGGGGUCCUCUUCAGGCAUGUGACAAUGCCGCCACGUCUUCUUUUUGCGUUUUGUCUUUUUGUAAACAUUAAAAUUGGACUUAUCAAUUGCAAAUUAAGAUGCGAUCCAAAUAGUCAUAUUUUUAUGUUUCCUGUAAAGAAAUGUAAAUUUUCCAUUUUGGGCAAUGACUGGGUGUUUGGGCCUACAUCUAGAUUUUAAAUAACGUUUUGAAUCCUAAUAAUCAUAUGAAACUGAUGAAAGUACAUAUCGUUGUUGUUAGUACUUAAGAAUAUAAACUACCUGUUUCUGAUCUUUAAGAAUUUAUUCUUUUGAGUAUUAAUUGGGAAUAGAAUUUCCCAAAGCAUUAGCCAUCACUUUCUCAGCUUUUUUGAUGUGACCUCAUGUAAAUCUGUUUCUAAUUUUUUUGACUAAUUUUCAUGAUCUCUCUGGGAGGUAACUAUAAUCUGGAUUAAUAAGUGUCUUUUACCUAGAUUCCAUCUCUCAUUUGGAGUUUGCCAGUUUACAGCUAUGAAGGAUGACCAGACUCCCACUUACCCUGAUGAUACAAGUAACAUUUGCCUUUUUUGUUUACAAUGAAAUAAAGUUUUCCAAGAACAAAA
This is a messenger RNA of Miniopterus natalensis, 2158 nucleotides long. RefSeq names its product glycerophosphodiester phosphodiesterase domain containing 1 (gene GDPD1). The record is from RefSeq and is a predicted model, not a curated record. Gene Ontology annotation, biological process: glycerophospholipid catabolic process; N-acylethanolamine metabolic process. NCBI's taxonomy places the organism in Eukaryota, Metazoa, Chordata, Mammalia, Chiroptera, Miniopteridae. Gene Ontology annotation, cellular component: endoplasmic reticulum membrane. Gene Ontology annotation, molecular function: phosphoric diester hydrolase activity; phosphatidylcholine lysophospholipase A1 activity.